AUGGCUAUCGACAAUCUCGCCACCAUAGAUGUCUCAAAGGAGAACUGGUCUAUUAUUGCAAAGGGUUUUAAGAUUCAUGCUACGGUUAGGAAGACUCUUAUAUACCGAUUCCAAUCUUUGCUGAGUGAAGGACGUGUAUAUCAGAUUUUGUUUUCUGGUGUUGGUGAAAGCGGUCGUGAUUUCCGUUCAACCUCGCACCCAUUCAAGAUCAACUUUGAUAUUCAUACAUUUGUGCGCUUGGUUCCCAAACAGGCCAUCAACUUAAACCCUUACAAUUUUGUGCCAAUAUCUGAUAUAAUGUUUAAGGACCUUUAUACGUCUUUUCUUAUAGAUGUGAUUGGAAUUCUCACUGGUGCAAGUGCUGAAACUGAGUUUGAGAAAGAUGGAACAAAGCAGAAAAUGAUUACUAUUGAACUUGACCAAGAUGGAGUUCGGGUUGAAUGCACCUUUUUUGGAAAGUAUGUUACUGAAGUCGUUGGUUAUUCUCUUUAUUGUUGA
Molecule: messenger RNA, 498 nt
Organism: Lotus japonicus
Lineage: Eukaryota; Viridiplantae; Streptophyta; Magnoliopsida; Fabales; Fabaceae
Exons: 4
Coding region: 1-498 (165 amino acids)
Source: RefSeq, a predicted model, not a curated record